CAUACGUAAUAUACAACUUCUUUCUUCAUCAUACGAUUCAAUCUUAGUAUUAUUAUAAUUCCAAUUUAUCAUAUAUAUUAUUUAUCAUGGUAUCAGAGCCAAAUCCUGGAAUUUUUUCAUACUGAUAAUUGAUAUCCCGAAAAGAUGGUGGUUGGCGAUGAAGCCGGCGGCGGCGGUAACACGUCGGUCAUAGAUUGCAUGUCCCCAUAUUACAUCCAAUCCGGUGAUAAACCGGGGGAUGUGUUCGUGACUUCACUUUUACGAGAUGGUAAUUACGGCGACUGGCUCGAUGAAAUGAGCAACGCCUUGUAUGCCAAAAAUAAAAUUGGCUUCGUGAAUGGAGACUUGCCGAUGCCGGAGGCAAAAUCACCCUAUUUACCAUAUUGGCAGCGGGCCAACGCGAUGGUUAAGGCGUGGCUCAACAGUAGCAUGGAGCUAUUUCUGCGACAAAGCGUCAAAUUCAAGACGGCACGUGAAAUCUGGACGGAUCUUGAAGAACGUUUUGGAAAGGAGAGCGCACCACGAGCAUAUGAAUUAAGGUGUUCACUUGGAGCCAUUCGGCAGGAUGGGCAGUCCGUGUCGGCUUAUUUUAGUCGACUCCGGCGCGUAUGGGAUGAAAUGGUGUCAAUCAUAAAGGACCCAACUUGUUCUUGUGGAAAGUGUUCUUGUGAUAUCACUAAAAAAUUCAAUGAAGCCCGUGAUCGAGACCAUUUAUAUGAUUUUUUAAUGGGUUUGGAUGGAUAUUAUGGGACACUCAAAUCUCAAAUUCUUGCUACCAGGCCCAUACCAACACUGACUGCGGCUUAUCAUCUCAUCUCAGAGGGGGAGCAGCAUCGCAUCAUCGCUAGUUCACGGAAAGCCGGACCUGAAAUCUCGGCGUUUCAGGCUCAACCUAAUCCUUCUUCAGAUCCAAACCGAAAAUUGGGUGCUGGGACAGACAGCCGUUAUUGUACUAAUUGUGGAAAAUCAAAUCACACAGUUGACACGUGUUUUGAAAUAAUAGGCUACCCGGCUACCUGGAACGUGCGAAACAGAGACACCAAACCUCAAGGAGCUCGUUCUACACUGCCACGUGAUCGCAUGGGAAACUUGCAUAAAAAAGGUGGUCAACCAAGGGCUGCACAUGUUGACCAAGUUAACAUAAAUACACUUGGUUUCUCACGUGAUCAACUUCAGUGCCUAGCACAGUUGGUACGUGAUGAAUUUAAAGGAAAAGGACUCACUCAAGAGGAGCCCCCUAUUACCCAGGUCAACAUGGCAGGUACCACCAAACUUCGGCCAACAUGGAUUAUAGAUUCCGGGGCAACGGAUCACAUCACGCACGAUGAAUCUUUAUUAUCCAAUGUUAUGGCAAGUCCAUCGGAGCCCCCGGUUCGGAUACCUAAUGGCCUUACCCUCGAGGAAGCCGAUUGGAGUGGGUAGAUUCUACAAUGGCUUAUAUUACUUGGAAUCCUUUACUGGUGAGCGAGUGGCAAUGUCUGCUUCCACACAUGCUGAGGUUUGGCAUCAACGUCUCGGUCAUGCGUCGGAUAAAAACUUCGCCACAUCAAUCUCCUGCAAGGUUUCAAGCGAAGUACUAUUUUCUGUGAUUCUUGUGUACGAGCUAAACAGACUCGUCUUCCUUUUCCCCGUAGCAGUAUUAAAACUACACGUUGUUUUGAAUUAAUUCAUUGUGACAUUUGGGGAGGGUACAAUUGUCGUUCCCUCACCGGAGCACGCUAUUUCCUUUCUAUUGUUGAUGACUUUACCCGUGGCGUUUGGGUUUACCUUAUGAAAAAUAAGUCCGAUGUUGGGCAAUUUCUAAUGCAUUUUUAUAACAUGGUGUGUACUCAAUUUGAUCAGUGCAUCAAAUGCAUUCGUACUGAUAAUGGCGUUGAGUUUCAGACCCAUGCAUUACUUGAUUUUUAUAGCACUCAUGGAAUUAUUCUAGAGACCUCUUGCACUGAAACGCCACAACAAAAUGGCGUCGUAGAGCGCAAACAUCGUCACAUUCUUGAGGUAGCCAGAGCCUUGCGUUUUCAGUCCGGGUUACCCGUUGAAUUUUGGGGUGAGUGCAUUCUUACUGCAGUUCAUAUUAUAAAUCGGCUACCUGCACCCAUCAUUUCUAACAAGACCCCAUAUGAAUUAUUAUUUCACAAAGUACCCAAUUACAUGCACCUCCGGAGUUUUGGGUGUCUUGUUUAUGCUCACAAUAACAAGAGAAAGGACAAGUUUGAUGAAAGAGUGAGCCCUUGUAUUUUUGUGGGAUAUCCUAAUGGGCAAAAGGCCUACAGAGUUUUUGAUUUAUAUACUCA
Cuscuta epithymum is the source of this 2294-nucleotide messenger RNA. The record is from the annotation of a GenBank genome assembly. Lineage: Eukaryota; Viridiplantae; Streptophyta; Magnoliopsida; Solanales; Convolvulaceae.